Molecule: messenger RNA, 3238 nt
Organism: Frankliniella occidentalis (western flower thrips)
Lineage: Eukaryota; Metazoa; Arthropoda; Insecta; Thysanoptera; Thripidae
Product: protein stoned-A
Exons: 3
Coding region: 341-3238 (965 amino acids)
Source: RefSeq, a predicted model, not a curated record
CGCCGCGCCAGGCCAGGCGUCGAUAGCAGGUUCGCGGCGCCGCGCGCCAGGGGGCGCCAGGGGGCGCCGAGGGGGCAGAGCCGAGCGGAGCCGAGUGGAGCCGUCGGGCCAGUGGCAGUGUGGGCCGAGCAGCGUGGAGGAGGCCGUGAGCAUCAAGGCCUGGCCCAACGAGUGGCCCAGCCCAGCCGAAGCACCCGGACACCGCGCCGAGCGCCACGCAAAACUCAAGUCUACCAGCGGGGCGAGGCAAGCGCAGCAGCCUGUAUGAGCCCGAGGCACGGUCUUGUGGUGCAGUCCCAGCCGACCCCGCAGAAUGAGAAUACUGUCUCCUUGUUAGAAUAUGCUGAAGAUACCGAAAGGGCUCAAGAAAAAGAAGAAGGGCAAAAAGGGUAAACACAAAGGAGACGAGGAUCUCUUCACCCCCGAAGAGCUCGAAGAAUACAAGAGGCAGAAGGCCCUUCGGGAACAGCAGGAGCACCAGGAGGCCGAGGCCGAGGAGGCCGGCGCCGACGAGCAGGCGCACGCGCACGCACCCGAGCACUCACACGCGCACGCGACCAGCUCUGCCGCUUCCGACAACGGCGCCGCCACCGCCGCCGCUGCCGAGGACGAGGACCGCCUGCAAGCACUUCUCGGCGGAGUCGACUCCAUCCUCAACAAGACCCAGCGCGACCUCGAGCGCAUCAAGCAGACCAGCUUCUUCCAGCGCAAGCCGACCCCAAGCGAGCUCGAGAGCAAGAGGGCCCAGGGCGCCCCGGGCCGUCCGACCGCACCCACCGCUGCGGCGGUAGCCACAGCGUCCGCCUCCAAGAAGGGCAAAAAGAGGUGGGUCGGAUUUGAGGGUGACGGGGACGAGGACGACAGCGAGGACGAGCACCCGCACCCACCCGAGGCGAGCGCAGCCGCCGCGGCCGCCGCCUUCGAGCCCGCGCCAGAGCAAGCCGCCGCACACGAGGAAGAGGAGGAGAGCGAGGAGGAGGAGGACGACGGAGAUGACAUUUUCGACACUUCGUACAUCGAUGUGAUCACCAGCGGGGAAGUCAAGCUCGCCUACAUCCCGGACAGCCCCACCGAGCAGCCCGACGACGGCGACGACCCGUUCGACACUACAUACGCCGCCAAGGUCAUCGGCAACGACGAGGACAUCAAGAAGCGGCAGAAGCUCGAGAAAGUCAGCCUUGGCAUCGCCGUCGACGUCCUCACUGGCAAGGCUGCGCCCCCGAGCAAGCCACCCCCACUCCCAGAGAACGCCGUCGCCAAGCGUGCGGUCCCCCGGCGCGUGAAGCCUGUCGACCUUCUCAAACUCGGCAGCUUCGACGAAGGGUCGGUCCCUGCACCAGGAGAGCCGACCGAAGGAGAGGCUCCAGCCAAGGCGGACGAGCCCCUCAGCCUCCUCGAUGACGACGAGCUUCUAGCUAUCCCAGAGGAUCUCCCACCCGUCGGCACCCCUAUCAUACCCCCAGCAUCCAUAGUCACUGCUGCACCCGGACCGAAAGAAGACCACACCCAGGAGCAGGACAAGCAGGAGGACAAGCAGAUCGACCUCUCUGAGUUUGAUGUUAUCGCGGAGAAACCCGCAGUCCAACUCCCAGUCAGUAACCUCGCCCUUGUCGCCGCCGCCCUAGGAGGACCACCAGUCCCAGCACUCGAGGAGGAGGACGACGAGCUCGAGGACGAGUUUGCCGCUCUCGCUCAGGAGUCCCUUCAGAAGCAGAAGGAGGAGGAAGACGAGUUUGCUGUCGACGGCGACGACCCCUUCGACACCAGCGCCGCGGCCGUCAUCCUUGGCGAGCCCGACGAGCCCGUCAGAGAGACCAAGCCCGCCGCCGAUGUCGAUGUCCUUCUAGCCGGGCCCCCAGCUUCCUGGUCGGCCUUUGACGACGACGAGCACCCGCACCCGCAACUUAAGCCUUCACGACCCCCGCCGCCACGCCCCGCAGCGCCGCACAUCGCAGCACACAUUGCACAUGAGGAGGCCGACAUCGACCCCUUCGACACUUCGUUCGCACAGAACAUACUCCCCGGCAAAACCGAGCUCAAGUUGAUCGAGAAGGAGAUCCUUAGCGACCACAACGAGGCACGCAUCCUCUCAAACAGCGACAGUGACUUCGACUUCAACCCCCGAGAAGGCGAAGAGCAAAAGCAGCAACAGCAGUCACAAGUCAGCUUCUUCGUCACCGACCCGGCUGGCGAUAUCGACCACAGCCCGGUAGUGCACCGCGAUCUCCUGGGCGGCAGCAGCAGCGACCUCUCGCAGCUUGGACACGAGCCCAUCGCCGCGGACGCCGCCAAAACCGAGGAGGACGAGGAGACCGCUCUUCACGACGACCCCUUCGACACCUCUGCCGUUGACACGGUAGCAGCCCCUGGGCGCACCGAGCUUCGCUACCUAGAGAAGGAGAUCCUAGGCGACACACCGACAAUCGUCGCGGAAGACGACGAUUUCGAUCCCCGCGCCGAGGAGUCAAAGACCCGAGCCGCACGGCCCGACGUACUCCCCGGAGUCCCGAAGACCGUCGCGUUUGCGCUCCCUUCACCCGCAACUGACCUGCUCGCUGGUGGUGAGGAGGCGGGAGCCAAGUUCAGCAAGCCCCUGACGCCGUACUACUCAGAUCAGGCCCCUACUAUCGCCACUGACGUCGACCCGUUCGACACUACACACGUAACCAACCUCGCACCGGGCAAGACCGAGCUCAAGAUCCUUGAGAGUGAGCUGGUAGACGGCUCGUCCGGCGCCCAGCCUGCCCUCUCUGACGACGAGUUUGAUCCUCGUGGGGCCCAGUUCCGACCCGCUCCCGCGGAUCCCAACCAAGACCUUUUCAAGGUCGAAGACGGCGAAAACGUCGGACAUCGUCCUCUGACUCCAGCCGUCGAGGAGCAAGUCGACGUCGAUCCGUUCGAUACCUCGAUCGCGAGCAACAUCGCCCCAGGCAAGGCUGAACUCAAGGUCCUAGAGAACGAGCUCAUCACCGGAGACCCCCAGCCCUCCAUCAAGCGCACCUACACUGACCCAGACUUCAACCCGCGAGACGAGCCUGGCCAGUCCUGCCAGGACCUGCUCAACGAGCCGGCAGACCCCCAUCACAGCGCAAAGCCCCUAACGCCCGUCCUUGGUGAACAGACGUCUCUGGAGAACGCAGAGGACAUCGACCCGUUCGACACGUCCAUCGCGACCGAUAUCGGCCCGGGCAAAACCGAGCUCCGCAUUCUCGAAUCCGAACUAAUCGGCCAACAGUAG